CGUUUGUUCGUAUUAAAAAAUGUGCGAUUGAUUCACCGACGAAACUCUGUUCGGUCUAUAUGUGCGCGCCAAAUUUCAAUCGCAAAGCGGUUACAAUUUUGUUAGUUUGAAAUAAAUAUUAGAUAAACGAGAUUAUUUCUGGACAGUUUCGAACAAGUAUUAUGAUAACUAAUUGAGAUUUUUAACGUAAUGCUGAAUAAAAAACUACUUACCUAAAGAUAUUACCAGUGCAAAAAAAUCAACAACAACACAUCGAAUUGUUCUAUUUUAUUUUUGAUUGCAUAAAAGCACAGUGUGAACUGUUUGUAAAUUGUAAAGAAACGUUCUAUUGACUUAAAUUUAACCAAGCGCAAAUGAAAAGAAAAAAGCGAUUUUUCAAAUCAAUUGAACUAAAGACACUUUAAAUUCACCCCCCAAAACAAAUAAUGGAAUGGUGGUGAUUUUAUUACUGCCGCCAUCAUCAACAAAUGGCUGUGAUGACAACAAUGACAAUAGCACAAGUGCGCGAAAUUACAAUGCAACCGAAAAUAUUUAUUAUCCGAGAAAAUCACAAAAUGCAACCAAUUCAUCAUUUUUGUCAAAUAAAAAUUUUAUCCGCCACGUGACCAGAGUUAAUAUUUCGGAUAUUUAUUCGCAGGUGGAAAUUGACGGUGAUGCUGAGCCAGUUACCAAGGAGGAGGAAGUUGUUACAAAGAAAAAAACUGAACUCACAACAACCCGUCAAAUUGAGACACGUGUAAAACGACAGGUGGUACUUGAAGAUGGAAAAGUUGUCCAAGAUUCGGGACCAAUCGUUGAGACAAACACUACCGAGGACACAGACAAGCAGGAGAGCGAAACAACAGAACGCCGCAAAUUGGGCGACGAUGCUGUGGACGGACCCGAAGCAAUUGAAAAUGCACCAGUACAUGGUGCAUUGGCUAAUGUUUCGGGUGGCCUAGUGCGUGCUGUUGUUAGCCGUCCCGAUGGUUUGGUGAAGGAGGUGAAAACGAAAACGGUUGUCUCAAGGGAAGAAAUUGAUGAACGUUUGGAAACCGAAGAUGUCAAGAUAUUGGGUGAUUUUUCAGAUGAGGCUUACGUUAAUGCAGUCAAUAGUGGCAAGGACAUUAAGUCAACUCUACUAUCAGGUCAGCGACAAAUCGUUCCAGUUGGUUCGCGCAUCGUUCAUCAAUCGACGAAAGCACACAAAACUGUUGACACAGAAGAUGUUGAUUUGAAGUGUCUAGCCCAACCAGAUGGUACACUAGUCACGGAAAAGAAAAAGACCACCGAACACGAAGAGUUGUUUGAUGAAGACCUACCAGAAAAAGACGACAAUUCAACAGGGAGUCGAGAACGUGUCGAUCAGAAGGAAUCGUCUCAACGAUUUUUCAAGCAACGCGAUGAACAAGCUGUAGAGUAUGUGGCCGAUGGAAAAGUGAUUGGCAAGGAAAUUAAAUACGCGGCAGAAACAGAACAAAUGGACAAAGAUUUGUACGGACCGAUGGAAAAUCCUUCAGAUUGGGAUAGUUUGUCAGAUAGACUACGAAAAACGAGACGAAACCAGAAAACUUUGCUUCAACAGCAUAGAGAAGCACUUCUUGGUGAUCGUAAAGACGCGCUAACAGAACGGCCUCUGGAUUUCGACAAAGAAGAAUUAACUCGCAAGGGCGAAACUAUCAAAUGGCUGGAAAGUCACUUCGGUAGCGAGUCUCGUUCAUCGAAAGAUUCCAGAGAUGACGACAUUGAACCGACCAAAAAAUCUUUCUUCAACGUAACAAUAAAAUCGAAUGCUACAACGCCAACCGCUGGUACAGCAAAACCGUUCCCAAGUGCCGAUUAUAAUGGAAAUGCGACUGCCUUUUCGAAUGUCACGACUGCAGAACGAGAGAUCAACCCAAAAACGAAAUACUUCCAGGGAAUAUCGGAAUGGUCGGAGAGAAAAGAUUCAUCACCGCGAAAUUUCCCGCCAAAAAGUUUCCAGGAGGAAUUGAAGGGAACGCUUGAGCGUAAUCGAAAUCGACAAAGAAUCGGAUCACGUGAAGAGUUGAGGCCGAGCCGGCUAAUUAAAGAUGAAGUGGAUUUCAAGAGAAGUGCAAAAACAGAACAGAGGUAUGGCAGCCGUGGUGACGUGAGAUAUCGCAGAAAUUCAAAUGGUGGCAGCGAUGAUUCUCGGAAUCUUAAAGCCCAAAAAGAGGAUUUGGGUUACUUGAGCGCGAGAAAUGAUUCUAAGGAAGAGCUGUAUGCGAAAUCGUCGAAGAAACAGAAUGGCUACUUGCACCGUGAAGAUUCUGGAUAUGUGAAGGAUUCACGGGAAGACAUACGAUAUUUAAAGAAUGGCCGGGAAGACUCAUUCAUUCGGGAUAGCGGCGAGGAUGAGAAAAACUACAAAGACGUCAACAAAUCGAUCAUUCAACGGGAUGACUCAGCAUAUGUGUCGUCUUCGACGUAUUUUACUGCUCCCAGAUCCCCAGUGCCUUUACAAAAGAUGCGAACUCCUGACAGUGGAAUUCCGUCACCAGACAACUACGAUUCCGAAGAUGUACGCCCAACUGUUCCCCAACGAAAACGGGUCUUAGAAAAGAAAUUACGACUCACACAGAACGGAUAUUCACAAAACCAGAAACGUAACGAACCCUCGCCGGAUUAUUCUCCUCCAUCGCGUAGCCGAUCCAUAUCACCACCAACAACACUGUCACAACAAUUAAUCGGCGGAAUGAAAAAGUAUCAACGCACUCGUUUCGCAUCAGAAACACCGCGGCCCACAUCCACACAGACGAGCCAAACACAAACUGCGCCAUCAAAACAAAACAAAGUCAGUACGGUAAUUGGCAAUUCAUUGCGAAAAUUGGUAGGCAAAAUUCGAUCGGCUAGUGCUGAACGCAAAAUGAAAAUGAAAUCGAAACGUUCCCCUUCUCCAACAACAAAAUCACAACAACAUCAACAAUCAAUGACUAAUGGCGCUUCAACGUAUCAGCAGUAUAAUGUAAUCGACAGUCAUAUUGGACAAUCCAAUCGUGAAUCAAGCGUUGUAAGUGGUAACAGACGUGAAAGAACAAUCGAUCGUAGAGGAUCGUCUGACGUUGAUAUGGCCAGUCCGAAACAAAAGUAUUACCUGGGCGAAGACCCGUACGGUGGAAGUAUUUAUGGCAAAGAAAAUCGUUACGAUGGUGUACGACCACAAAGGAAUCAUAGCAGACGAUUGCGAUCCGAAGAUGUAGAGUUGUACAGUCCGUCCAGAACUUUGGCUUCCUCAAACUACACAACAUCGCAAACAUUGGGUCGAUUCAGCAAAAGUACGAACCGUCUCGCAUCAACCACUCCUACCAUUCACGAUUAUCGCAGCACACAAACAUUACCGCGAAAAUUAGAACAUAAACCAGUGCACCAUUCAUCUACCAUUAAUGUAUCUAUUGUGAAUGCAGUUAAACCGACACAAAAUACUGGACCCGCUAAGCCGGCACGCACAUACAAGGCGUUGAAUCGGAGCAAAAGUUUUAACGUACACGGUUUGAACGGAACGAACGAUCCCAGUCCAAUAUACAUGGAAAAGUUAAAUAAAAACUUUUCGCAGACCAUGUAUAAGUCCAAUCCACACUUGAACGAGGAUAAACCGCAACUCAAAAGUCCGUCGAUCGUAAAUCUCGUCAGCCGCAGUCAACGUGAUUUAACUAAAAUCGAUGAAGAUCUUCCGUAUUCGAGUGAACGUCGUUUAAAUGGUUUCAGCCAAAAUCGUCAAAAUGGAUACUCUAAUGGCGGAUCGGACAAGAGAAACAUAUUUUUGCGUGGAUUGCAGGAUCAAGCUCCUGAGCUCUUCAAAACGUUGCACGGUGAUGAGGAUGUAACGAAAAAUGGCCAUGUUUACAAAUACAACAUUGACCGGAAUAUUCACCGGGAAAGAGAAUCAUCUCUGGGUUCUCGUUCGCCAAUUACAAUCAACAAGGAUACAGCAAGUAUCGUGCGUCGUGGUAGUUCCAGCACCGAAGAUUACUCGGAAACGUAUAAAAUCCAUUCAAAAUCCGACGAUCCGAAUCGACCAGGAAUCACAAACACAGUGCACAGUUUCAGCAAGAAAACCAUUCCGAUGAAACAUGGUCGCGGUACCGAAACAAUUGAAUCGAGUGAGAGAAAAACUGUGACCACCAGUCGAUAUAAGGGUGAACCGAUGUCGAAUUUGAAAUACAUGGAAGAACGAGGCAGAAGAGGUUCGAGCGGACCAAUAGUCAUUGAAGUAAGAAAUCGGAAAUAAAAUUCAAGGCACUGGUGUUGAUAUAUUGAAAGAAAAUGAGAUUCGGCUUGGUUUCAUUUGGUUGAACAAAUAAAGUGAAAAGCCGCUUGCACAUUAUAAAUACUGCGAUUCUGUUUUUCUUAAAUUCUAAAUGACUGACUCAAGUGUCUUUGAAAGGAAAAUCAAAAGUUAAUUGGAACUUUUACUUAACAGCACCAUUGUUCUUGCAGGUAUAAAUAUCAUUCGAAUCAACCGCCAUUUAUUUUGUGUAACCCAGUAUUGCCAGAGAAAAAAAUUUCUCAGUUUUUUUUUAGUUAUAACCAUUCGAGCAGUCGUAACGUAGAAUGUUAAACAUUCGGAUGGUGAAUGGUGAUCUUCGAUCUCGAUGUGUAAAAGAUAGUCACGUUAAAACCAAUUGUUCUUUAACUUCACUUCGAUCGAAGAUCCCCAUUUUCAUCCCUCGGUUCGUCGCUUUCACUCAAUCAGAUAGAAAAUUUUUGACCCUCCUAUAUUUGUUCUUAACCAUAAUGUAAAAUUAUCUUCACGGGCUUAUCAUUCCUACCUAUUAUAUGCAAUCUACAAUUAAAAUUGUGCAAAAAUUGGUUGUCCUUCUUCUUUCUUCAAAUAGCUGCAUCCCCUUGUGCAAAUUUCAUUCAUUUUAUUCUUAUACAAAAUGUAAUUCAAAUACGCUCUGAUUAUAUCGACAGUGCUGUUAAGUAAAAUGUCCUUAUCUCGUCUAAUUCUCUUGGGUUACAAAAUAUACAAUAAACAAAAUUGAUUCAGACCAAUCGAUCGUUAAUACAAAAAAAAUCCAUAAAUUAAUGUGGGAGUCCAUUCAUUCCGGUGAUUAACAAAAUAUAUCAAAGACUUAAUACGCUUCACAAUAAUAAUUUUUUGUUUGUUUGUUUGUUUACAAAACAUUACCUUUUUUAUAAUAAAAAA
This is a messenger RNA of Bradysia coprophila, 5149 nucleotides long. RefSeq names its product chascon (gene chas). The record is from RefSeq and is a predicted model, not a curated record. NCBI's taxonomy places the organism in Eukaryota, Metazoa, Arthropoda, Insecta, Diptera, Sciaridae.